Messenger RNA from Rhinocladiella mackenziei CBS 650.93, 1473 nucleotides. RefSeq lists its product as uncharacterized. The coding region runs from base 1 to 1473 and encodes 490 amino acids. Lineage: Eukaryota; Fungi; Ascomycota; Eurotiomycetes; Chaetothyriales; Herpotrichiellaceae. The record is from RefSeq and is a predicted model, not a curated record. Gene Ontology annotation, molecular function: hydrolase activity. The transcript has a single exon.
AUGGACCUGUCCCCUCGAGCUGCCGUGAGACUCCUCCUCCCUCGCCUGCCACUGAUUCUGAAAACCGCUCUUUUCAAUGCUCUAUCUCUGUCUCCGAAUUCUUCCAAGCAAAAUCUUACCACUGAAGUUGCCGUUGCUUUCCUCCGAUCCAUCCUUCGUAUCCGGAGGCCCGUACUCGUCUUACAACGAGUUUCCACUCGGGAUCCUGGAAUUCAAGGUCCCAUAUUGGUUUCGAAGGUUACGAUUCCCGCUCCCAAUGAUGAAAGUGGUCCUCGAGACGCCGUUUGCAGUGCUAUCAAAGAGCUGGGAGACGGGUCUGAAACAUACACUCUCCCUGAUUAUGCGGCAGUCGAGGCCGAAUGGACUAGCUAUGGCCGUGGGAUAUCCUCCGCUGAACCAAGGCCAGAUAGAUCGGAGCAAGACCACUACCAAAGACUAAUGGAACAUACAUCGUCGCCCGUCACAAUCCUAUAUUUCCAUGGCGGCGCAUACUUCUUGAUGGAUCCGGCCACGGUUCGAGAGCCCAUUUCGCGACUGACAAAGAUCACCGGAGGCAGGGCUUUUGCCGUCCGAUAUCGCCUGGCUCCACAGGCUCCUUUUCCUGCCCAACUACUCGACGCCCUGAUAGCUUAUCUGUCCCUCCUUUCUCCCCCACCAGGGUCAUUCCAUGAGCCGGUCCCGGCCCAAAAUAUCGUGCUCGCAGGAGAAUCUGCGGGUGCAAACCUUGCCAUUGCAUUGUUGCAGCUUCUCUUGACAUUACAAAGAAUGGGCCAGGGCAGGAUCAGGUUUCAUGGCGUCGAUGUUCCCAUCCAACUCCCCGCUGGUGUUGCCGGGAAUUCUCCCUGGACGGAUAUCACGCGUUCUCAACCCUCUAUUAAUAAUAACGCACAUUUCGACUAUCUGGAUCCUCCCAGUGCAACGGGUAUUUCAAGAGCUGAGCCCAUUCCGGACGCGGCGUGGCCAGCGUCUCCUCCACGUGCAGAAAUAUUCUGUAAUGCCUCGAUGAUGGUGCAUCCUCUGGCCUCUCCCCUAGCCGCGCCUCCAGAGCUGUGGAAGGGAAUGCCACCUGCUUUCAUGUGCUUGGGGAAUGAAGGACUGGAAGAUGAAAUCACUGUCCUCGCUCGUAGGAUGCACCAGGGCGGUGGUGUGGUAGAUUUUGUGGGAUACGAAGGAAUGCCACAUUGCUUUGCCAUGAUAUUUCCCACUUCUCCUGCGGGUAGGGAUUGCUUUGUACGGUGGGCGAAAUUUUGCUCUGGGCUAGUCCAAGGCUCCGGACCGACAUCCAGCCGGGCGGUCUGGGCAGAGGCAUUGUCCAAACCACUACGAUUCAAGGAGGUGCCAAUGCACCGAUUGACAAAGCUGGCCGACCACGAAGUCAAUGAUGCUAUGAACAGAAUGCAGAAACAUGCUAUGGACAGAGAGAAGGAAGCUCUGGAGAAAUGGAGUGAACAGCAAUCGAAGGCCAAACUAUGA